CAUCCAAAACAGGUCCGCCUCUUCAAAAGUAAGAACGAAGCCACAUCCACCAACCCUACAAGCCCCACCUCACCUACAGGAAAGACUGUCACCUGUAGAGACAGCAAGGGUGCACAGAAAGGGAUGAGUGAAUCAGCACCAGAGGCAUGCAGAGACCCGCUUGGCAUGAAGCCGGAAUGGGAGGGCUUGAACCAGACGGAUGUGAGGCGUAUGCACACGGCGAUGCGACUCAAUGAGGUCAUCACAAAGAAAUCCAAAGAGGCAAAACUUGUCCUGCUUAACAUGCCGGGACCACCGAAGAACCGAACCAAUCAGACUAAUCCGAUGCACAACGCCAUCUACAAGGACUACCCCAUCUUCACAGAUAUACAAGUUAUGAUAUUCCUUGGCUUUGGAUGCUUGCUGGCAUUUUUCCGAUUUUAUGGCUAUGGUGGAAUGGUUUUUAACUUUCUGACUGCUACCUUUGCCAUCCAGUGGGCCAUUCUGGUGCAGGGCUACUUCCAGUUCUACCACAAUGGAAAGAUCCACCUUGGAGUGAUCAAUCUGAUAAAUGCAGAGUUUGCCUGUGCAGUGGUUCUCAUCUCUUUUGGAGCCGUGCUGGGGAAGACCAGCCCACUGCAGCUGCUGGUGAUGGCUCUGCUGGAGGUCCCGGUGUUUGCAGUCACAGAGUGGAUGGUGCUGAAGUAUCUGAGGAUCAAUGAUGCGGGAGGAUCUAUUCUUAUUCAUCUAUUUGCCUGUUAUUUUGGGCUGGGUGUCACAUUUGUGCUUUACAGGUCUGGUUUAAAAGAGGGCCAUAUUAAGGAGAACACUAGUUAUCACUCUGACAUCCUGUCUGUGAUGGGCACCUUGUUCCUCUGGGUGUUCUGGCCAUCAUUCAACUCAGCGCUCACCCUUAAGGGUGACGACCAGCACAGGGCCAUCCUUCACACCUUCAUCGGCCUCAGCGCCUCCACACUCACUGCAUUCGCUUUGUCUGCGAUGCUGAAUAAAAACGGAAAGCUCACCAUGGCGGAUAUUCAGAACGUGACGCUAGCUGGAGGGGUGACAGUCGGGGCUUCUGUAGAUAUGAUGAUAUCACCUGCGGUUGCAUAUGUGCUGGGUAUGUUGGGCUGCACUGCCUGCAUGCUUGGCUACAAGUACCUCAGCCCAUUCUUAGCAAGGCGCUGUAGGAUCCAGGAUCAGUGCGGGAUACACAACCUGCACGGACUUACAGGACUCAUUUCAUGUGUCGCAGGGAUAUGUGCCAUUUUGAUGGCUGACGAGGAGGUUUACGGUCCCAGCUUGUAUGAGAUCUUCUCCCACAGAGCUCCUGUGGAGGGAGACCCCAAGCUGCUAGAGCUAAAGAUGCUGGUUCCAGGUUUACAACUGGGUUUGGGAAGGACUGCACAGGAGCAGGCUCUGUUCCAGGUUGCAGCUGUGUUUUCCACAAUAGGACUAUCAGCACUGGGUGGCAUCCUGACAGGUUAUGUGUUGAAGCUACCUUACCUUGCAUCGCCUCCGGAUGACCUCUGUUUCGAUGAUGUGCUUUUUUUUGAAGUUCCCGCAGAUUAUAAUGCACCGCUUAAACAUGGCAACAACAUGACAUCAGAGGAUUCUCCAGCUCUGCAACACCAAAGACAUUCGACGAAGAAGAAGACGACGAAGAAGAAGAAGAAGAAGGAGACGGACGAAGACCGAAGAACCACGGCCUGCCUCUCGAUUCGCUUUUAA
Cyprinodon variegatus (sheepshead minnow) is the source of this 1710-nucleotide messenger RNA. RefSeq names its product ammonium transporter Rh type B-like. Gene Ontology annotation, molecular function: ammonium channel activity. The transcript has 5 exons. NCBI's taxonomy places the organism in Eukaryota, Metazoa, Chordata, Actinopteri, Cyprinodontiformes, Cyprinodontidae. Bases 124 to 1710 code for a protein of 528 amino acids. Gene Ontology annotation, biological process: ammonium homeostasis; ammonium transmembrane transport. The record is from RefSeq and is a predicted model, not a curated record. Gene Ontology annotation, cellular component: plasma membrane.